Diaporthe citri is the source of this 354-nucleotide messenger RNA. RefSeq lists its product as uncharacterized. The transcript has 2 exons. The record is from RefSeq and is a predicted model, not a curated record. NCBI's taxonomy places the organism in Eukaryota, Fungi, Ascomycota, Sordariomycetes, Diaporthales, Diaporthaceae. Bases 1 to 354 code for a protein of 117 amino acids.
AUGGACACUGUGGACAGGGUUAACAAGCUGCGAAGCGAGUGCAACCGCAUACACGAGGAGCUAGCUCCCGAAAGGACUGCGGCAAAUGAGAGUCACAAGUAUCCUAUCCGGAAGUUCCAGGAACUUCGCGAGAUUCUUCUCCCCAAGUCGCCAUCGGGAUCAGCUGGUUCGAGUGCUGAAAUGCAGAGACUACCUGACAUCAACGAUACACAUGCAGCCAGGGAACAUGCCAGCCUCGCAACAGGAGCCCCGAAGUUCUCAUUCCUCGUGGAAGGUCUGAAGCGCAUACGGCAAGCUAUUCAGCGGUGCUGGUCCAGGCGCAACGCGGGUGUCAACGACAGAGACCGUGUCUAG